Saxophila tyrrhenica is the source of this 8682-nucleotide messenger RNA. RefSeq names its product Serine/threonine-protein kinase tel1 (gene TEL1). Gene Ontology annotation, biological process: DNA repair. Gene Ontology annotation, molecular function: protein binding; protein serine/threonine kinase activity. NCBI's taxonomy places the organism in Eukaryota, Fungi, Ascomycota, Dothideomycetes, Mycosphaerellales, Extremaceae. Bases 1 to 8682 code for a protein of 2893 amino acids. The transcript has 2 exons. The record is from RefSeq and is a predicted model, not a curated record.
AUGAAGGGCGAAAUCAGUCUCGCAGAUGCCCUGGAGCGAGUCGAGUCGUCCAGCAUUAAGGGACGGACGGAAGGCCUGGCCGAUCUAAAGCACGUACUCCGAGCCAACAACCGAUUCGAGACGCUUUCGGACGCCUCCUUCCACAAGAUCUAUGAGGUCCUCUUCCGCUUAACUGUCUCUGAACAAUCAGCUGCCCUCAAGCCCAAGACCAGCCUUACCAAAUCUGCCGCAGAGAACCGGCUCUCGGCUUGCGCGGCUGCCCUCCGAGCGUCACUGGAGAAGGGUGUGAGAAUUAUCAAGCUCAAGACCACCCUGGUGCUUGCUAACGGCAGCUUUUGCGAGCCUAUUGCCCUGGACUACGCCAAAGGACUGAGAGCAUUGCUCAGCUACCAGGCACAUGUGGAACACCUGGAGCAGGAGCAGCGAGAACGCCUGGCGCUGUUCUGUCUGGAAUGUGUCAAUCGUGCGAGCUCAGACAGUGAUGAUGGUGGUGAUGCAGAGGCUGGUGCUGAGGCCAUCUCAGUCUCAGGAACUCUCAAUGGCCACAGCUACCGGUCUUCAAGGUCGCAAUUCAAGGAGUCUGCAGGUUCGCAAGGGGGGCGGUCUUUAGGCAGGCAGAUAGUCGAGGAAAUGGUCGCAUGCUUAGGCUUGUUGACCGCCCCUGCCAACACACGAAGUGGUCCAACGCUGUCCACCAUACUUUGGGGCCAGAUUGAGCUUCUGAAGAGGUCAACUUCCAACGCACGCUCUCACACGGACGUUUUUGGCGUGAUUAACAACAUAUUGGCCUUGAGCAGGACAGAGAACAUCGAGCUCACACGCAAAGUCACCAUUCCACUUGUUCGCCUUGUACGGGUCUACUGGCCCGUCAAAUCCUCGCUAGCUUUGAAAGACGAGAUGCUGAAGACACUACUCUAUCUGCGCCCGUACCUUGCGUCAGCACUUGCGGCAGGCGAUAUCACUGCUCGAUCGGAGACAAAGGGACUUCUCGACGUAGUUAAGUCGGAGUACAGCAAGCGUCAAGAAAAGGAGCAACUCCAUCUCGAAGAUCUGCGAUUGCACUUUGGUCAUGCCGACGCCCACCAAAUCGGACUCAGUGUAUUCAGCCUGCGCUGUGGAAACACAAGAGCCGAAGCGAAUUGGGUGACAGUGCACAUGCUGGCAUCGCUUCACGGCUUGCUGUCAGCCUGUGAAGACGAAAAGGAAUCCGACGAAGAGGAGGACAUCAAUCCUCGACCUCGAAAACGCCUGAAACUCACCAAUGAGAUUGGAACUCUCAUGAGUACAUCAACGAACGAUCCCACCCCAUCGCGGCUCUGCACACUCCAGCUAAUGGCUUUCACCGCCCAGCAAGCAAGGUUUUCCGGCAAAAGAAUUGGCAUUUCGAUUGACGGCCUCUCGCCCAGCUGCACGGAUGAGAACCCCAUUAUUGCUUCAUGGGCGAUGCUGGCGCUCACCAGUCUUGCUUCGCAGAUUACAGCUUCCGAAGAACGCUUAUCCAGCCGUUGGGCCUCUGUCUGGCAGCUCGCUUCAAGGGCGAUGAACAAUGCCAGUACAUGCCGUGCUGCAUGCCAGCUACUCCUAGCCAUGCUUAAGGCGAGCAUUCCGUCGCAGCAGAAUAUCGCCGAGCUGACUGGCGUGUUAACGCACUCCAUCGACGUCAACGGACCAGCGUCGUUAGCGGACUCGGUCGCACAUCUUCUUACGCAGGUGCUCCGGACUGCCCAGCAGGUCAACCCGACUUCUGCCACUGCAACAGCCAAGAGUGCAUUGAAUUGGCUUUUCCGGAACUUCUCGCCCAGUAUGUUCGAAGACAAGCGAUACGCAAGCCUGCACAUCCUUUUGGAGCCGGCUGAUGUGGUUCAACUCAUUGUCAGCUGUCUCGGUCAAUCUGGACAUCGUUUGACGACGCCGCAGUUUCCCACCUGGAUGUCAGUCGGUAGCGUGUGGCUGUCAUGUGAGAAGCAAGAGAGUCUACUGGAGUAUUUGCUCUUGCUACCCAAGCCUGCCCUUGCCACCCACGACCUUUCUAAUCUGUCCGACACCUCGUUGGUAUCGUUGCCCAACAGAGCAGGCUGCGAAACAAAUACUUUGGACCACCUGAUCGCAGAUUUACGGCGAGCCCAGGAUACGUGGUCUCCAAUGAUGCGCGAGAAACCAUUAAGUAUCAGCGUUGACAUGUUCACAUAUCUCUGCAGUUCUGUCAGCGCUGCGAUAUGCGUCGCUUACUGCAACUCCUUUCGAGACCAAAGGAGACAGGACCAGCUACAACGGCAGGCUCAUAGCCUACUUGAUCAGCUUGUUGAGUUCGUACCGAGCCGUGAUUGUGGCCAGGACAAGGUUGACUCGAUGCUCAUGACCUUUUCCUCCGCAUGCUCGAAGCUUUUUGCAGAUACAUACCAUGCAACGCCCUGCAAGUGCGAAGUGGAGCUUUGUAAAGCCAUUCACCAAGCAUGCGAACGUAGACGCAGUCAAGAGGACUCCAAAGGAGCCCAUAGCCAGGCCGCCAUGGAUUUUGAUGAUGAAUACGACUCGCAAGACAGCAGGCAAGGCCAACAGACGACGACUCUGCCGGACCUCAAGCAUGAAGCUGCUGCCAGCUACAGUGUACUUGCAAUGCGUUCGAGUGUGACAAUGUACGCCGCGGCUGUGUCAAGGUUAGAGCAGGAGCUCUCUCCCCCGGACUCGGGCUCAGCAUCCAUGGUCGACUACGUCCUUUCACUUCCACGCGACACGAUAUUGUCGGGUCGCUGUGUCGUGGCACGGUUGCCUGAAAUCGGAGUGAGCCUGCUUUCGGAUGAAGUCGAGCGCCUACUGGAAUUCUGCACAGAGGAAUUCUUGCAAGCCUACGCCUACGAACGCUCCGAGGUCGCCACUGGAGUGCUGCUUGACAUCAUGUCUAGUCUGGCUCCGCAGUGGACAAGCCCGACUCAAACGUCUUUGUACGAUCUGGGCAUCGAUAUGUACGUAUGGUACACGAAGACGGCAUUGACUGGCGGGAUCCUGUCACCCAGCGCGCAGAGGAGAGUUGCGACUCUACUGCUUCAACUGUGCCAUGGGAACACCGACUACGGGUAUGACGACGAUGUCCCUUCGCCCAGGACCAGCUUGUUCAAGCUUCUUCAGCUUGGCAGCAUCACGGUUCUAUUCCACGUGGCAGACCAGAUCCCGUCGCUUUUCGGCCUUUUCGUGUUGUCAAAUCACGCUCCCAUGUUCGACGACUUGCAGGAGAGUCUGCCUUCGACGACCGACUGGGUGGAAGGCAUGGCGAUGCGGCUACUGUUUUAUCAGAAACUGGCAUCUGCAUGGCGCUCACUACUUCGACAAUCAGUGUACUAUAUCUUUGAGACUGCCGGCCUCGCAAAAGAAACUUCGAAGCAUGCAGCACGCUGCGCCACGGACCUCUCUGAGGCCCUUGGACUUGGCUCUCCUCAGGAAUUGUUCCACCUGUUCGCACCUCAAUUGCUUCAUACCUGGCUCGAAAGCAGGAAGAUCACUGACCUGCCUUUCGCCGUGUUCCAAUAUGAGUCCUUGGAGGCCUUGAUCAUGCACAACCGGUCAGAACUCACAGCUCAGUUAUUAGUCAGGAGCAAUGAAGACGGAAUGCAAGUUGCCGCAGCUGCGCUCAAGAUGGAAAGUCCUGACUUGGUCAUGCGGUCCUUUGCUCAAUGUCGAGCGUAUGGCAUAGCAAUGGACUCACGCAAAUUUGCGGGAUCAAACGAGGACACCUGCGAGGCUCGGCUGCGAAAGCUGAUUGGUAAGGAGGCGCUCAAGACUUUUACGGUGGCACAGGCGCCGGCAAUCCUGGGUCAAUUCUACCUCUCCUUACAACAAGACGAUGUGGACCCCAAGUGGUCCGAGAAACGCAAAGAAUACGCCCCUGCGACCAACGCACUCAGCGAAAUGAAAUCGAUAAGUCACUCCGAAAGGUUUGUCCCGGACAGUCAGCAGCCAAAUUUCAGAAGCCGAUAUCUGUUCGAUCAGAUCGAGCGGUUGUGCCGAAGGACUUCACAGAACUCAGCCCAGCCAUUGGAUGCUUCAUCCUUCUCGCUGGCUGCACGGAUGCUUCUCGACUCUAUCUGUGACGCCUUGGGGCCAUUGCACACUUGCCUGAUCAUCAGGAAGCUACGGCUCCUGAUUGCUAUGAGUGGAGAUGUGCCUUUCUCAGGCUUCCCACUGGAGAUGCUUGUACACACCCUGCGACCGUAUCUGAGUGACAGCCAGUGCGCUGACGAUGUCAUUGGCAUUCUGCAAUACCUGUUCAAUCACGGCCGGCAAUAUUUGCGGGCCCAGCCUUCCUUCCUGUUCGGAACCAUUACACUCAUCAUAUUGAGGAUGCGAAAGCAUUCCGUGGCCAGACAGGAGAGCACAACGCAAGAGAGCCAGCACAGGCAAACAGUGCAAAGGAUGCAAGCCUUUCAGACGUGGCUUGUCGAUUACCUGCGAAAGUGUACUGAGCACAUCAAGUCACGAACUCUGGCCAUGUACUCCAGCUUGACCGACUCGCUAGGACGUGUACGCCUUCCUGGAAACGCGCACAAGGAUUCUCCGGAAAGCUCACUCAUUCUUAUGCUUCUCGACGACGGUACUGCUGAAAUAGCUGCUUUCUCGUCUGCAGAUCGUGAUGAAGCACUCGUCAUGCUGUCCGAAAACUUCGAUCCGCCAUCCUCGCCGUCUGAGGACUGCCUGUCUGGGGAUCACGACUGCGUGAGAUUGGCACACAGUGUGUGGACGGCAAUGCACAUUCCGGGAGUGGAUGAUAACUUCAUCUCGUGGGCUGCAAGUGUGGUUGGGCGCGCCUACGCAUCCACCGGCCUUCGUCCGGUCAGCAGGCAUAGCUCGGAUAAGUACCUUGGCCCAGUUGCACUCGAGAAGUACGAAGGCGUAGGAAGAUCAGUGGCUGCUAUUGCGAAUCGGCUAUCAGCAAUGCUCUAUUCGCGAAAGCGUCAAGAGGCCAGCCUGGCAGAUCAUACUUUGCGCAGCGUCGUACAAUCAUUCACAGUUGCAGAAGAAGCCAUCACCUUUGAGCAAAUGUUACCAAGUACGAUUGUGCCUGCGUUUAUCGCUGGGCCAUACGGAUAUGUGCCCGACUUCGCUGCACUGCCUUCCGACCUGCCGGAGGAUCCUGAUGCUCUGCGUCGCAUACUGGCCUCGACGCAUGGUCCAGAUCUGAGCAUUUGGGUGCGACAGCUCAGCUUGGCUCUCUGUCGGCGAGCAAAUGAGGCUGCUGUUCUUCCGGCCUUGCAGGCAGCACUUCGAAAUGAUGUCGAUCUUGCGAUGGAGCUGCUGCCCUAUAUCGUCCACAUCUUGCUUGCACAAGAGCUCGAUCAGGAACAGGUACUUCGCUCUCAGCUCUCUACAGCAUUUGCGACGCACCUGCGGAUCGCCGACGAAGAAUGGCUCCCUAGGCAGAGGUACAUCCUCAAGUUACUAUCGUUCCUACGAAGCCAGCAACUGCCAAACGAGACAACUGACGCUGAUCGUCUACGCUGGCUUGAAAUUGACUGGGUUGGCGCUGCGCGAGCUGCAGAGAGAUGCGGCAUGCACACCAUGGCCCUGAUGUUCGCAGAGUCAGCAUCACAGGCGUCUGGUGGACCCAGACGGUCGUCGAGCCGCGCUUCGCUGUCACAGAUUUCGAUCGCGCAGAUUCCUCGGGACCUACUUCUGUCCAUCUUCAAAGCCGUAGAAGAACCCGAUUCCUACUAUGGCGUUGAGCAACCUGCAGCCCUGGAAUCUGUUCUCGAACGACUCGACUAUGAAGACAGCGGUUACAAAAGCUUGAUGUUCCGCUCAGCUCAAACAAAUAACGACAUUCAACGCUUCGGCAAGAUUGGCCCGGACAACAGUCGUGGGAUGGUCCACUCCUUGUCACUCCUGAACCUAGACAGUCUGAACUUUGCACUGCUUUCGAAUGGAUACGAGUCCGCGAAGUCCUCUACCGAGCUUAUGGAGACCGCACGUCGUUUGCAACAAUGGGACGUCGUUGCGCCAGAACAGGAAACCUCUGGUGCUGCAUCCUGUUGUUUCUCCGCCUUCAGAGAAUUGAGCCGCGCAGUCGACUAUGCUUCUGCUGACCGGAAACUGGGGUCUAUCAUCGUGACACACACGAAGUCUGCGAGCGACCGGCUGGCACAGAGUCCGUCGAGCGACUUCUUGAGUGCUCUUGCGGUCCUGGUGGAGACCCGUGGCAUCGUAGCAAGCCGCACCCAAGAUUCCUUUCGUAUCUGUUGGGAGGAAGUGCGCGCCCGCCAGGCAUGGAUGAAGAUGGCUCCGUUCGAAGACUUCCGCCUGAUCCUUUCCUGCCGCCAGACCUUGUUAAGUAUCAUGGCUCAAAACAAGGUCUUUGGGGAUGUCGUCGGCUCGAAGCAAAGCCGCAAAGCCGAGAUCGAAAGCCUUGUCGACAUCGCUCAGUCUGCUCGACAGCACGGCCAUCUUCAAGAGGCGUUGACUGCGAUGAGUCAGCUCAAUAACUCAGUACGAUCGGCCGAGCAGCUUGGUGUCAAAGCCAAUACAGUCGCCUUGGUCGAAACAGCAUCUGUUCUUUGGCAAUCUGACGAAGCCGUUGCCUCCGUACAAAUGCUACGUGACGCGCUCGAGGUACGCAAGACUGGCAAAGAAGACAUCUCAGUCGAUCAACCUGGUCUGCUCGCUCAGCUGGCCCAUCAGUUGGCGGAGGCUCGCCUGGAAAAGCCUGACGAUAUACUGUCAGCAUAUCUCCAGCCGGCAGUCAACGGUCUGCAAGGGCGCGAGAUGGGCGAAGAAGCUGGCAAAGUCUUCCACGAGUUCGCAACAUUCUGCGACCGUCAGCUGCAGAACCCAGCAAACGCUGACGAGCUCAGUCACAUCACGAAGCUUCGUUUGAAGAAGUGGCAGGAUGUGCAAGACCUCCAGCCGUUGGCCAAAAAUUCCAAACCGAACGACAACGAAACUCGCAAGGCAUAUAAUCAAGCAAAGUCGUGGUAUGCCUUGGACGAUGCGGAAUACCAGCGGCUCACGAAGACAAGGGACACAUUUCUGGAGCAGAGCUUGCAAAACUACAUGCUUGCCUUGUGCGCAUCUGACGAGCAUGAUAUCUCCGUCUUGCGAUUCUUUGCGCUUUGGCUCGAGUAUUCGGAAGCUCCAAACGUCAACGAAGUGGUCGAAGUCCACCUUCACCAGGUGCCAACCUGGAAGUUCGUGGUGCUGAUGAACCAACUCAUGCCGCGGCUGCUGCAGGACAAGAGCACCUUCCAAACGACUCUCAAGAAGUUGGUGCGACGUAUAUGUGCAGAGCAUCCGCACCACAGCCUCCAUCACCUCUACGCAGCUACCAGGAGCCCUAAGGCCACGGACGAAGCGGCUGUCUCCAGAUAUCAAGUUGCUGCAAAGAUCCGGACUGAAGUCCAAGGCCUACCCAAGGUCGGCCCAUUUUUGAAAAGUGUCUUCUGUGCUAAUGGCUUGCUUAACAAGCUAGCCUGGGCGACCCCGAAUGAACAGAGAUCCAACUCCCAGGUUGCCUUGCAAGACAUGCCCGAUGCUUUCAACGUUAGCAACCAGGUGCCACGAUGCAAGGUCCCCCCAACCACCUUCAGCGUUCCAAUCAGGCCCAAUGGUAGCUACGACGACAUUCCAUUCAUCACCAAAUAUCGUCCGGCUGUGCGGAUCAUGACGGGCAAUAGUCAUCCGAAACGGCUUGAUGCCAUUGCUUCUAACGGACGCACGUACAUCGAGCUGUUCAAGAGCGGUGAUGACCUUCGUCAGGAUGCGAUCAUGGAACAGAUCUUUGGCGAAGUGAGCAAAAUGCUGCACAACCAUAAAACAACACGGCAAAGGAACCUUCACGUGAGGACCUACAGCGUUGUUCCGCUGUCGUCACAGUCCGGCGUCAUUGAGUUCGUGCCAAAUUCCGUGUCUCUGACAGAUUACCUUUCACCAGCUCAUCAGAGGUACCACCCACAAGACUACAAGUAUGGAACGGCUCGGGACAAGAUCGCUGCCGUCGCCGGCCAAACCACGGACACCAGGGUCAAAGAGUACCGCAAGGUGUGCGAUCAUCUGCAGCCGGUACUUCGGCACUUCUUUUUUGAACGCUUCAAGGAUCCAGAUGAGUGGUUCGCAAAGCGCACUGCGUAUACCCGAACGACAGCCGCCAUUUCGAUCCUCGGUCAUGUUCUGGGCCUAGGCGACCGGCAUUGCCAGAAUAUCAUGCUGGACGAGAAGACUGGCGAGGUGGUGCACAUAGAUCUUGGCAUCGCUUUCGAAGGUGGCAAGGUGCUACCUGUGCCGGAGAAGGUACCAUUCCGCCUGUCACGGGACGUGGUCGACGGCAUGGGGAUCACAAAGACGGAGGGUGUGUUUCGAAGGUGCUGUGAAUUGACAAUGGAUGCUCUGCGGGACGACAAGGACAGCAUCAUGACGCUUCUGAACGUGCUGCGGUAUGAUCCGCUCCAUGUCUGGACGGUCUCGCCGUUGAGAGCAAAGCGGAUGCAGGAGCAGGUGAAGCGGUCCGCAGCAGAGGGAGAUGAGGGAUCUGGGAGGAAGAAGGAUCAGGAGGCUGGCGACGCUGACAGGGCGCUGUCGGUGGUCGAGAAGAAGCUUUCGAAAAAUCUGAGUACCGCCGCCACGGUCAACGAGCUGAUUCAGCAGGCGACGGACGAGCGCAACCUUGCUACGCUGUUCGUGGGGUGGUCUGCUUUCUACUAG